Molecule: messenger RNA, 4178 nt
Organism: Engraulis encrasicolus (European anchovy)
Lineage: Eukaryota; Metazoa; Chordata; Actinopteri; Clupeiformes; Engraulidae
Gene: ide
Product: insulin-degrading enzyme
Exons: 25
Coding region: 18-3065 (1015 amino acids)
Biological process (GO): hormone catabolic process; amyloid-beta metabolic process; peptide catabolic process
Cellular component (GO): cytosol; peroxisomal matrix; mitochondrion
Molecular function (GO): metal ion binding; metalloendopeptidase activity
Source: RefSeq, a predicted model, not a curated record
UUAUCCAGAACUGAAGAAUGCUGCAAUGUGUUAGCCGGCCGGCCAGGUUCACGAGAUUUCCACUUAUUUUGAACACCUGUCGCUCGUUCACUCACGGUUUUAGCUUUUUGUCGUCCCAGGCCCUCACCAUGACGGACCCGGCCGUGAAGAGGGUUGUGAGCGACAUCAUCAAAUCGCCAGAGGACAAGCGGGUCUACAGAGGCCUGGACUUCACCAAUGGCCUCAAAGCCGUUCUCAUCAGCGACCCCACCACAGACAAGUCCUCUGCCGCACUCGACGUGCACAUAGGUUCCCUGUCGGACCCCUGUAAUAUCUCUGGCUUGGCCCACUUCUGUGAGCACAUGCUGUUCCUGGGCACCAAGAAGUACCCCAAGGAGAAUGAGUACAGCCAGUUCCUGAGCGAGCACGCCGGCAGCUCCAACGCCUUCACCAGCGGAGAGCACACCAACUACUACUUCGACGUUUCCCACGAACACCUGGAGGGAGCGCUGGACAGGUUUGCCCAGUUCUUCCUGUGCCCGCUGUUUGAUGAGAGCUGCAAGGACCGUGAAGUGAACGCGGUGGACUCCGAGCACGAGAAGAACCUGAUGAACGACGCCUGGAGGCUCUUCCAACUGGAGAAGGCCACCGGCAAUGCCAACCACCCCUUCAGCAAGUUCGGCACAGGGAACAAGCUGACCCUGGAGACGAGACCGUCUAAAGAUGGAAUCGAUGUCCGCCAGGAGUUGCUGAAAUUCCACUCCACAUUCUACUCAUCAAACCUCAUGGGUCUGUGUGUGCUGGGCAGAGAAUCUCUGGAUGAGCUGACCUCUAUGGUGGUGAAGCUGUUUGGGGAGGUGGAGAACAAGUCUGUUCCUAUUCCAGAGUUCCCAGAGCACCCCUUCCAGGAAGAGCACCUGAGGCAAUUUUAUAAAGUUGUCCCCAUUAAGGACAUUAGGAAUCUGUACGUGACGUUCCCCAUCCCCGACCUUCAGAAGUACUACAAGUCCAACCCAGGCCACUACCUUGGCCACCUGAUUGGGCACGAGGGGCCUGGCAGUCUGCUGUCCGAACUCAAGGCCAAAGGAUGGGUGAACACGCUAGUUGGCGGCCAGAAAGAGGGCGCCAAAGGAUUCAUGUUCUUCAUCAUAAAUGUCGACCUCACAGAAGAAGGACUUUUGCAUGUGGAUGACAUCAUCUUCCACAUGUUCCAGUAUGUCCAGAAGCUGCGUACAGAGGGCCCACAGGAGUGGGUGUUUCAGGAAUGUAAGGAUCUCAACAAUGUUGCCUUUCGCUUCAAGGACAAGGAGCGUCCUCGGGGCUACACGUCUAAAGUAGCCGGCCUGUUGCACUACUACCCGCUGGAGGAGAUUCUGGCAGCGGAGUAUCUGCUGGAGGACUUCCGGCCAGACCUGAUCGAGAUGGUGCUGGACAAACUGCGACCAGAGAAUGUCAGAGUUGCGGUGGUGUCAAAGUCGUUUGAAGGGCAGACGGAUAAGAAGGAGGAGUGGUAUGGCACUCAGUACAAGCAGGAGAGCAUCUCUGAAGAUGUUAUUAAGAAAUGGCAGAAUGCCGACCUCAACGGCAAGUUCAAGCUCCCCAUGAAGAACGAGUUUAUUCCCACCAACUUUGAGAUCUACACGCUGGAGAAGGAUGCACCCCCCACCCCCACGUUAAUAAAGGACACUGCUAUGAGUAAAGUCUGGUUCAAGCAGGACGACAAGUUCUUCCUGCCCAAAGCCUGUCUGAACUUUGAGUUCUUCAGCCGCUACCUUUACACAGACCCCGUGCACUGCAACAUGACCUACCUGUUUCUCAGGCUGUUGAAGGACGAUUUAAAAGAGUAUACAUAUGCAGCCCGGCUGGCCGGCCUAGCCUAUGGCGUGGCCUCAGCCAUGAAUGCCAUCCUCCUCACAGUAAAGGGCUACAACGACAAGCAGCACAUCCUGCUGAAGAAGAUUGUGGAGAAGAUGGCCACGUUUGAGAUCGAUGAGAAGCGCUUCGACAUCAUCAAGGAGGCGUACAUGAGGUCCCUGAAUAACUUCCGCGCUGAGCAGCCCCACCAGCACGCCAUGUACUACCUCCGGCUCCUCAUGACCGAGGUCGCCUGGACCAAAGACGAGCUCAAGGAGGCUCUGGAGGAUGUCACCCUGCCCCGGCUCAAGGCCUUCAUUCCCCAGCUGUUGUCACGGUUACACAUCGAGACGCUGAUCCACGGCAACAUCACCAAGGAGUCGGCGUUGGGGAUGAUUCAGAUGCUGGAGGACACCCUCAUUGAGCAUGCUCACACCAAGCCCCUCCUCCCGAGCCAGCUGAUUCGCUACAGGGAGGUCCAGGUGCCAGAUGGGGGUUGGUACGUGUACCAGCAGAGGAACGAGGUGCACAACAACUGCGGCAUCGAGAUCUACUACCAGACAGACAUGCAGACCACGCACGACAACAUGCUGCUCGAGCUCUUCUGCCAGAUCAUCCACGAGCCCUGCUUCAACACGCUGCGCACCAAAGAGCAACUCGGCUACAUCGUGUUCAGCGGGCCACGGCGGGCCAACGGCGUGCAGGGGCUGCGCUUCAUCAUCCAAUCGGAGAAGGCGCCGCACUACCUGGAAAGCCGCGUGGAGGCGUUCCUGCGCACCAUGGAGACGGGGCUGCUGGACAUGAACGAGGAGGCCUUCCAGAAGCACAUCCAGGCCCUGGCCAUACGCCGCCUGGACAAGCCCAAGAAGCUGGCCGCAGAGUGCGCCAAGUACUGGGGCGAGAUCAUCUCGCAGCAGUACAACUUCGACAGAGACAACAUUGAGGUGGCCUACCUGAAGACGCUGACCAAGGACAACAUCAUGCAGUUCUACAGGGAUCUUCUGUCUGUGGAUGCCCCCAAGAGACACAAGGUGUCUGUGCACGUGCUCUCCAGGGAGAUGGACUCUUGUCCAGUGGUGGGCGAGUUCCCUGCCCAGAAUGAUGUGAACCUGGCGCCCGCCCCCUCUCUGCCUCAGCCGGUGGUGGUGCAGGACAUGACUGAGUUCAAGAGGAGCCUGCCCCUCUUCCCUCUGGCGAAACCGCACAUCAACUUCAUGGCUGCCAAACUGUGAAGCUCCGGACCUCCGCACACACCCCCCCCACCCCCAGUGCAGCGUGGGAUUGUUGGGGGACGCUGGAACGCCCCACCGCUCCCCCCUCCCUACAACACGUAGUCCCACAUCACCCUCAUGCAACUGGAGCUAGAUACGCAGUCACUAAGAAUGGUUGAGUGUGUGUGUGUGUGUGUGUGACUGAAUGUGUGUGUGUGUGUUAAGUUUAGACCUGGUCAGUCAAGGCUCCAGAAAGUGGAAGUCAAAGUAAGGGGGCUCGCCGCAUUGGCAGUCCCUCUUACCCCAUACAGUAGAACGAUGUGUCAUCCAGUGGUCACAAGGCACUUCUUUGGCUCUCAAAGCAUUUCAGUGACUAAUGACACAACCUGAGUUUAAAAAAAAAGCACUGACAAGUCAACAUGUAAGAAGUAGUCGUUUAAAAAAAGAAAAAGAAAUAUGCAUAUCGUAUAGGGUCGGCAUGCUUGUUCGACCCCUAGUGCCCUUAUUGAACGUCAAAGUGUAGGACUUAUCUGGUUUCCUUUUACCAUGAGGACAUUUUGCUUGGGUAUAAUGGGGCAUUGUUUUAUGAUUGAGGGGAAAGGUACGCAUGUUGUUGUCACUGUCGUCCUCCUACAUUGGUAAGGGGCGAACAAAAGGUCACCUGGAAGGCCCAGACUUGUUUACCGUGAAGCCACUUCAAUUAGUCCCCCAAACGUCUCGGGGGAACGCAAGCUCUCCCAGCGUCACCGACAGAAAAGAUUAAAUGUGUCGAUUUUUAGCCUUAAUGAAAAUUUUCAUCUUUGUACAGAUUUAUAAAAUCUGACAUCAUGACCUUUUCUUUAUUUUCCCUUUUUGUUUUCUCUCGUUUUGUUUUGUUUGUUUUUAAUUUAAAAACGAGUAAAGUGUUGGGGUGCUUUGAAGAGCUGCUUUUAGACCGAUAUGGAAAUCCUAUUAAUCCUAUUCUUUUGGUUUGUGUUUUUUUUUUCCUUUCUUUGUGUUUAUCUCCUAAUCAAUGUUCUUUUUUUUUAAAGAAAGGGGUUUUGUCCAAGCAUUUACUCAGGGUGGCCCCAACAAAUGAUUUUAUUUGAACAUUAAAAACGAAUGGAGAAAAAAUUAAUAAACAUUUUAAAUGCC